Triticum aestivum (bread wheat) is the source of this 3315-nucleotide messenger RNA. RefSeq names its product disease resistance protein RGA5. Gene Ontology annotation, molecular function: ADP binding. Gene Ontology annotation, biological process: defense response to other organism. The record is from RefSeq and is a predicted model, not a curated record. NCBI's taxonomy places the organism in Eukaryota, Viridiplantae, Streptophyta, Magnoliopsida, Poales, Poaceae. The coding region runs from base 138 to 2963 and encodes 941 amino acids. The transcript has 3 exons.
CUUAUUCCUAGCUAAGAAAAUUAGUUGCUUCUUCGCUUUCCUGCUGCACUUGUUCGAGUUCUUCUCUCCACUCCAAACACCCAAACAACACCUACGAGAGAUGCAGUGCAGAUACUAGGGAUAGCUAGAUAGCACCCAUGACGCCUGUGGUGAGCGCUUCACUUGGAGCGUCGGGUCCUUUGCUGGUGAAGCUCGGCACCUUGCUCGCCAAUGAGUGUGGCCGUCUGAAAGGGGUCCGCCGUGAGAUCCGGUCCCUUAAAUCUGAGCUUACCUGUAUGCAUGCCGCGCUUACUAAAUAUGCAAUGAUAGAAGAUCCUGAUGUCCAAGUGAAGGCAUGGAUGUCAUUGGUGAGGGAGUUGGCCUAUGAUACCGAGGAUGUCUUCGACAAGUUCAUCCACCAGCUUGGUGACAGCCGAUACCAUGGCGGUUUCAAGGAGUUCUUCCGCAAGACCGCUCGCCGUCUGAAAACACUUGGGUCUCGCCGCGGAAUCGCCAACCAAAUUGACGACCUGAAGACUCGCAUCAAGAAAGUGCAAGAGCUCAAGGAUAGCUACAAGCUCAAUGAUGCUCCUUCUAGCACCAUGGACCAUAUAGCUAUGGAUCCCCGGCUUCAAGCGAUCUUUGCUGAGGAGGCACACAUUGUGGGCCUGGAAGGUCCAAGAAAUGAUCUUGCCAAGUGGAUGGUGGAAGAAGGAAACAAUUCCAGACAUUGCAAGGUGUUGUCUAUUGUUGGGUUUGGUGGAUUGGGAAAGACAACACUCGCAAAUGAGGUUUAUCGCAAGAUUCAAAGAGAUUUUCAGUGUAGGGCUUUUAUAUCUGUCUCACAAAAGCCAGAUAUAAAGAAAAUUAUCAAGGAUGUGAUCUCUCAAGUGUCAUGCGGAGAUGGAGCCACAAAAGAUACCAGUGAUUGGGAUGCAAGCAAGUUCAUUGCAAAGCUAAGGGAACUACUACAAGAUAAAAGGUAUCUCAUCUUCAUUGAUGAUGUAUGGUCGACACAAGCAUGGAACAUUAUUAAAUGUGCUUUUCCAGAGAAUAAUUGUUCUAGUAGAAUUAUAGCUACUACACGCAUCAUUGAUGUAGCAAAGGCAUGUUGUCCAACCACUGAUGACCGCAUGUUUGAAAUGAAACCCCUAAGUGAUGUUAACUCUAGAAGAUUGUUUUUCAAAAGAAUAUUUGGCUCUGAUGACUGUUGUCCCAAUAUGCUAAAUGAAGUUUCAAAUGAAAUUCUGAAAAGGUGUGGAGGCCUGCCAUUAGCAAUUAUCAGUAUAUCUGCUUUGUUGGCAAACAGACCAGCUAUGAAAGAGGAGUGGGAAAAGGUUAAAAGGUCAAUUGGUUCUGCACUGGAAAAUAAUCAGAGUCUGGAGGGAAUGAGUAGCAUCCUAUCUCUUAGCUAUAAUGAUCUUCAACCACAUCUGAAGACAUGUUUGUUAUAUUUAAGUGUAUUCCCUGAGGAUUAUGUGAUUGACAGAAAUAGGUUAGUGAGGCGAUGGGUAUCAGAAGGCUUUAUCUCAGAAGAGCGUGGACAAAGCCAACAAGAGGUUGCCGAGAAAUACUUUUAUGAGCUUAUCAAUAAAAGCAUGGUCCAAGCAGUGGACAUUGGGGAUGAUGGUAAGGUUAAUGCCUGCAGAGUCCACGACAUGAUGCUUGAAAUUAUUAUUUCAAAAUCAGUUGAAGAUAAUUUCGUCACCAUAGUGGGUGGAAGCCAAACAAGUUUGACAAACCACCAUGGUUUUAUCCGGCGACUAUCAGUUCAGCACAUUGACCAGGAGGCUGUAUCUGCAUUGGCAAAUGAAGAUCUCAGCCAUGUUCGAUCUCUAACGGUAACAUCAUCAAGUUGCCUGAAACACUUCCCUCGUCUUGUUGAAUUUGAAGCUUUGCGUGUAUUGGACUUUGAAGAUUGCUGGGAUUUGGAAGAGUAUGACAUGAACAAUAUGGACAAAUUAUUGCAACUAAAGUAUCUCAGCCUCGGUAGUGCAGACAAAUCAAAGCAACCGCGGAGGACUAUGGUGAUAGAUGGUGUAAAUUGCCUAGAUCCUAGGGAAACACAGACGGAAGUGUUGCCAACUGGAAUUGAGCGUCUUACUAAACUGCAAUAUCUAAUCACUAGGGGGUACCAUUGCAAGGUACCUAAUGGGAUUGGAAAUAUGAGCAGCUUACGGGUUAUCUCAACUUUUGAUAUUACCAGGAGUUCAGUGGAUGCAGUGGAGGAGCUUGGGAACCUUACCAGACUGAACGAACUUCGUUUAUGGUUGGAUUUUGGAGACGGGUAUAAGAGGCAUUAUGAGGUGCUUCUAUCCUUACUAUGCAAGUUUAGCAGCUGCAAACUCCAGUUCCUUCAUAUAAAUGGAACAAAAGGCUUCAUCAACUUCAUUGAUUUUUGGUCCCCUCCGCCAUCUUUCCUUCAAAUAUUUUAUAUGUCUGGUCAACUCUUAUUGUCAAACAUUCCAAGGUGGAUUACUCCAGGACUCAAAAGUCUUGCUCAUAUGUGCUUGUCUUUAAAUGAAUUAAGGGGGGAGGAUCUGCACACACUUGGUGAGCUCCCAUCCUUAGUUAUUCUAAGCUUGUGCUUGGAGACAGGAGUAAAAGGAAAGCUGACCGUAAUUGGAUUCCCAUGUCUGAAGAGGUUUCUCAUCUUUAGCUCGGAUGGGGCAUAUGUAACAUUCACAAAAGGGGCUAUGCCGAAGCUUGAGAAGCAUAUUUUGUCAGGCGAUGCGUCAGUGAUGAAUACCCAGGGAUUUUAUUUGGGCAUCGAGCAUCUAUCAUGUCUCAAAGAAAUAGAAAUAAGGAAUUGGAAGCGUGGUUCCAGUGUCACACAUCAGGAAUGCGAUGCAGCAGCAGCCGUGAUCAAGAAAGAAGCACGUGCCCAUCCCAACCGUCCAAAAUUUAAUUACAUAUCGAGUAGGUAUCAGAGAAUCAAUGAUACUGAUAGUGACGAGGAAAAGAGCAAGGAGGAGGAUAACUAAAAUGGCGCUUUGGGAUGAAAUGCUCCUCAACUGAAAGAGGAUGAUGUGUGGCUGGCUAGCUACCUUGCCUGGAAUUAUUGUCAUACUGAAAAAGAUCAGGUGCUACCAUCUCUUGUGCAUCAAGAAUAGAAGAUGGAAACGGACGCUGAAACAGGUCACCGGCAGAAAGUGGGUGGCCUCAGUUGCUACUUGCUACAUUCGUUGCGUUUGAUUGUCUAUGUUAUUUAUCUUGGUGAUUAAGACUCAAGAAUUGUUUGCAUUAGGAUACAAUGGAUUGUAUUUUCGUUGAAAAACUUGUAUUUCGUUUUGUUUGUUCACUCUGGUAAUCUCUAAUUGAAUUCUGAAUCAUUUC